AUGUGUGGAAUUAUCGCUGUGCUGCUGCAGCACGGGCAUGCCGCCUCCGAACUGCAUGAAGGUCUCGGUGUGUUGCAGCACCGUGGCCAAGAUGCAGCGGGUAUUGUCACAUGUGGUGCGAAAGGCCGCUUUUUCCAAGUCAAGGCCAAUGGCAUGGUGCGUGACGUCUUUGACCCACGCAGCAUCGCCAGCAUGGUCGGCUCGAUGGGUGUAGGCCAUGUGCGCUACCCGACGGCCGGCUCCUUCUCGCUAUCGGAGGCUCAACCGUUCUACGUGAACAGCCCGUACGGUAUUGUGUUUGCCCACAACGGCAACACAGUGAACCAGGACGAGCUGCGUACGAUGCUUGAUACGGAAGCACACCGCCAUGUGAACACAGAUUCCGAUUCAGAGUUGCUCCUGAACUUGUUUGCGCAUCACUUGCAGCGUACAGGCAAGUUCCGUAUCAACGAAGAGGAUAUCUUUGCGGCCAUUCAGUCGCUCAUGUCAGAGGCCGUGGGCGCUUACUCUUGUGUCGCCAUGCUGGCCGGGUUUGGUAUUAUUGCGUUCCGUGAUCCGCAUGGUAUUCGUCCGCUGGGUAUGUGCCGUCGCCAGGCGGAGGGCCCGGCGUCGAGUGGCCACGGAAUGGAUUACUGUUUCGCCAGUGAGAGUGUCGUUGCCGACUCGCUCGACUUUUCUGAGUGGGAAGAUGUGCGACCUGGUGAGGCGGUCAUUGUGACCAAGACCAAUGUUACCCGCCGCCAGCUAGUAACGAAGCCGGCGCCCAACACCUUUACGCCGGAUAUCUUCGAAUACGUAUACUUUGCUCGUCCGGACAGUGUGAUUGAUGGCGUGAGCGUAUACCGCAGCCGUAUGGCGAUGGGCGACCGCCUUGCAAAGCAGGUCCAGGCGGAGCUGCUGGACAAGGGCGAAAAGAUUGACGUCGUGAUUCCUGUGCCCGAUACAUCGCGUGUGGCUGCGCUGCAGUUGGCGCAGACACUGGGCUUGCCUUACCGUGAAGGGUUUAUCAAGAACAGGUACAUUGGGCGUACCUUCAUCAUGCCUGGCCAGAGUGUGCGCCGUAAGAAUGUGCGCCGCAAGCUCAAUGCGAUGGCCCUCGAGUUUGCCGAAAAGAGCGUGUUGCUGGUCGAUGACAGUAUUGUGCGUGGCACUACGUCGCGCGAAAUUAUUCAGAUGGCACGUGAAGUCGGUGCGAAAAAGGUGUUUAUGGCGAGCUGUGCGCCGCCGAUCCGUUUCUCGAACGUGUAUGGUAUUGAUAUGCCGAGCCGCAACGAACUGGUAGCGCAUAACCGCAGCGUCGAAGAAGUCGCAGCGACCAUCCAGGCCGAUGCUGUGAUUUACCAGACGCUGGACGAACUGGUGGACAGCGUUCGUGCUCUCAAUCCGGCGAUUACGAAGUUUGACUGCUCGGUCUUUGACGGUCAGUACGUCACGGGCGGGGUCGAUGAGGCGUACCUCAUACACCUUGAAGGCCUGCGCUCGGACAACGAGCAACGCAAGAAAAAGGCGCAAAAAGUUGAUGCAUCCCUCUCGGCGCCCGAGUCAGAGACGCUCGCAAGCUGCAGUGGGCCGUUCAACGCGUCGGAAGAUAUCAGUCUGCAUAACAGCAAAGCGCGCUAA
Malassezia pachydermatis is the source of this 1620-nucleotide messenger RNA. RefSeq names its product ade4-amidophosphoribosyltransferase. Gene Ontology annotation, molecular function: amidophosphoribosyltransferase activity. Lineage: Eukaryota; Fungi; Basidiomycota; Malasseziomycetes; Malasseziales; Malasseziaceae. Gene Ontology annotation, cellular component: cytoplasm. The transcript has a single exon. The coding region runs from base 1 to 1620 and encodes 539 amino acids. Gene Ontology annotation, biological process: purine nucleobase biosynthetic process; purine nucleotide biosynthetic process. The record is from RefSeq and is a predicted model, not a curated record.